CCCCAGCUCACAAACACACACACACACACUCCCAUUAAACAUAUGUCUGUGUGUGUGAGUGUCCUCCUCCCUCAGUCUAUCCAUGGCUGGAUUGUGGCAGCAGCUCCUGCCCCUACAGCAGGGUCGAGCUCUGCUUCUCCUUCCCUUCAUCUGUCUUUUCUACCCGCCCUCGAGUGCUAUUCCCUGGGAUUCCAAAGCCAGUCCACUCCCUCUGAAGGGUUUUGAGGUGGUGAAGGGAAAUUUCUCCAGGACUUUCCUUCGUGUUGGCUACCAUAAAAUAACAGAGAUUCCUGCAGGAGCAUGCAACAUCAGCAUACAGGAGACAAUAAAGAGCCGAAACUACCUGGCUCUGCAGACACAAAGUGGUGUCUCCAUCAUCAACGGCAACUGGGUGAUUGACAGGCCGGGGAUCUUCACCGUUGUAGGAACGGAGCUGACGUACAAACGGCCAAAUGAAAUCCGCUCUCGCAAUGGAGAGUCCAUUACUUCACCCGGGCCACUGUCUGAAGACCUGCAUGUUUAUUUAAUCUACCAGCAACCAGGUCCGAAAGUAUACUAUGAAUACAUUGUGUCAUUACAAAGCACAACCCCCACUCCUGAGCAGACCACACCUGCUACUAUUCUGCCCUUGGCUGAGACAGUGGGCCCAACCCAACCAGGGGAGAAGGAGCACCAAGGUGAGGUCACUAACAAUGACAUCAUCAAAGAGAAACCCCAUCCUUACCAGAUUCCCCCUGAGCCCAGCGUGAAACCCCAACCCACCUACACCUGGACAAACAGUGGGCGGACUGAGUGCAGCACUACCUGUGGGACUGUGUGUUUGUUUGCACCCUCAUUUUAG
Messenger RNA from Notothenia coriiceps (black rockcod), 841 nucleotides. It is a transcript of the gene adamtsl7, whose product is annotated as ADAMTS-like 7. Gene Ontology annotation, biological process: proteolysis; extracellular matrix organization. NCBI's taxonomy places the organism in Eukaryota, Metazoa, Chordata, Actinopteri, Perciformes, Nototheniidae. Gene Ontology annotation, molecular function: metalloendopeptidase activity. Gene Ontology annotation, cellular component: extracellular matrix. The transcript is spliced from 6 exons. The record is from RefSeq and is a predicted model, not a curated record. The coding region runs from base 83 to 841 and encodes 252 amino acids.